GCUAGGGAAGGGCCUGCCAGGUGAGGCGCGGUCACCCUGGCCCGUUCACUUCCGCCCAGGUGAGGGAGGGCCGGUGUCGUGCCCGCCCGCUCGCUCGCUCCCGAGCCUCCGCCGGACCAGGUUUCUUUAAAAGGGAUUGAAGACAAUCAUUCAAAAUGCCUGAAAAUCCCGCUCCAGAUAAACUGCAGGUCCUACAAGUUCUUGAUCGCCUAAAAAUGAAACUGCAGGAGAAGGGAGAUACAUCACAAAAUGAGAAGCUCUCUCUGUUUUAUGAGACACUAAAGAGCCCUCUCUUCAAUCAGAUACUCACACUUCAGCAGUCCAUCAGGCAACUGAAAGGGCAACUCAGCCACAUACCCUCAGAUUGUUCAGCCAACUUUGAUUUUUCUAGGAAAGGUUUAUUAGUGUUUACAGAUGGUGCCAUUCCUAAUGGGAAUGCCCAAAGACCCUCUAAUAACUCAACUGUCUCUGGGUUAUUUCCUUGGACUCCUAAGUCGGCAAAUGAAGACUUUAACUCAGUCAUUCAACAGAUGGCUCAGGGCCGGCAAAUUGAAUAUAUCGAUAUAGAACGGCCUUCAUCUGGAGGCCUUGGAUUCAGUGUGGUGGCCCUGAGAACUCACAGUCUGGGACAAGUUGAUAUCUUUGUGAAGGAAGUACAGCCGGGGAGUGUAGUAGACAGGGAUCAAAGAUUAAGGGAAAAUGACCAGAUAUUGGCUAUUAAUGACACACCACUGGAUCAGAACAUUUCCCAUCAGCAAGCGAUUGCAUUAUUACAACAAACCACUGGAUCUCUGCGUCUGGUUGUGGCCAGGGAGCUGGCCCACACAAAAACCUCUGCCAGCCUAACUGAUCCCACGCUGCCUGAAACAGUUCAUUGGGGGCAUAUUGAAGAUGUUGAGCUCAUUAAUGAUGGCUCUGGAUUAGGUUUUGGAAUAGUUGGAGGAAAAUCAAGUGGUGUGGUUGUGAGGACGAUUGUUCCUGGAGGAUUAGCAGAUCGAGAUGGAAGACUCCAGACAGGGGACCACAUCUUGAAGAUCGGUGGCACAGAUGUGCAGGGAAUGACCAGCGAGCAAGUUGCGCAAGUGCUAAGGAACUGUGGAAACUCAGUCCGCAUGCUUGUUGCAAGAGCGCCUGUGGGUGCAGUUUCCGUAACCCCUCCUACCCCUGCAGCCUUACCUGUUGCCCUGCCUGCUGCAGCUCACAAGAGCCCUAGUGCUGACAGUUCUUUUUUUGAAACAUAUGAUGUUGAACUCAUGAAAAAAGAUGGACAGAGUCUUGGGAUUAGAAUUGUUGGCUAUAUUGGAGCUGCUCAUACAGGGGAGGCUUCUGGGAUUUAUGUGAAAAGUAUAAUACCUGGCAGUGCUGCUUACCACAAUGGCCAAAUUCAAGUGAAUGACAAAAUAGUUGCUGUGGAUGGUGUGGAUAUUCAGGGUUUUGCCAACCAGGAUGUUGUUGAAGUAUUACGGAAUGCAGGCCAAGUGGUACAUCUAACCCUGGUUCGAAGGGUUCGAAGGGAGGCGUCUUCAUCUGCUUCUCCACUUGAAUGGCCUUCAGACCCAGGAACUGCUGUAGAGCCAUCGGAAACACCAGCCCGCUACCUAACUGGAGCAGUGGAAACGGAAACUGAUCUGGAUGGUGGGGAUGAGGAAACUGAAGAAAGAAUGGAUAAUCUGAAAAAUGACAACAUGCAAGGCGUAGAAAAAUUAGAAAAGGUCCCAGACUCUCCAGAAAAUGAGCUGAAAUCUAGAUGGGAAAACCUGUUGGGCCCGGAUUAUGAAGUAAUGGUUGCUACUUUGGAUACACAGAUUGCAGAUGAUGCUGAAUUACAGAAAUAUUCAAAGGUCAAUGGUGUGCAACUGUAUGGGAAGUCUCGCCGAGAAGCAGUGUCUUUUCUCAAAGAGGUGCCUCCUCCCUUUACCUUGGUUUGCUGUCGACGACUGUUUGAUGAUGAAGCUUCUGUGGAUGAACCAAGGACCACUGAAGCCCCUCUUCCCAAGAUGGAGGCUGACCACAGUGUAGAAGUUGGUACUGAAGAAGAUGAUGAUGGGGAAUUAGCACUAUGGUCUCCUGAAGUCAAGAUUGUUGAACUGGUAAAAGAUCAUAAAGGCUUGGGAUUCAGCAUCCUGGAUUACCAGGACCCUUUAGAUCCCACAAGAUCAGUGAUUGUGAUCCGUUCCCUGGUGGCAGAUGGUGUUGCAGAAAGAGGGGGAGAGCUAUUACCUGGGGACCGCCUGGUCUCAGUUAAUGAAUACUGUUUGGAAAACACCACACUUGCCGAAGCUGUGGACGUGUUGAAAGCUGUGCCGCCAGGCAUUGUACGCCUCGGCAUCUGUAAGCCCUUGGUGGAAGAUGAUAAAGAGGAAGAAAGUCAUAUUUUACAUUCAAACAACGAUGAAGACAAGACUGAACUUUUGGAAACAAUUCAUGACAUAAAUUCAUCUUUGAUACUUGAAGCACCCAAGGAAUUUAGAGAUGAACCCUAUUAUAAAGAAGAACUUGUAGAUGAACCAUUCCUCAAUUUGGGAAAGGCUUUUCAGUCCCAACAGAAAGAGAUAGAUCACAGCAAUGAGGCCUGGGAGAUGCAUGAAUUUCUGAUUCCUAGAUUGCAGGAGAUGGGGGAAGAAAGAGAGAUGCUUGUUGAUGACGAUUAUGAGCUAUAUCAAGAUCCCUUGCAGUCCAUGGACUUGUAUCCCUCAUCACACCUUCAAGAGGCUGCUCCUGUUCCCUCUGUGAAGGAACUUCACUUUGGCACCCAGUGGUUGCAUGAUAGUGAACCGCCUGAGCUUCGGGGAGCAAGAUCCAUGGUGAGUCUGUACUCCCCGGAGGCGCAGCAGUACGGCUACAGCACGGAAAACAUGAUGAAAGAAAAUUUUGGCAUCAGUUCCCUACCCUCCAUACCCUCAUCUGAAGGAAACAGUCAACAAGGCAGAUUUGAUGAUCUGGGAAAUCUUAAUUCAUUAACAAAAAGCAGUCUGGAUUUAGGCGUGAUGAUUCCAAAUGAUGUCCAGGGUCCUGGCUUGCUUGUUGAACUCCCGGAUGUGGCUCAAAGAAGGGAGCAAGAAGAUUUGCCCUUAUACCAACUCCCCAGGACCCGGGUUGUGUCCAGGGCCUCGGCAUACACAGGACCAUCGUCUUACAGAUAUACCGCUGAUGCAUGUGAGUUACCUGAGAGAGAAGAAGGUGAAGGAGAAGAAACGCCAAACUUUAGCCACUGGGGUCCACCAAGAAUUGUUGAGAUAUUUAGAGAACCCAAUGUGUCUCUUGGUAUUAGUAUUGUUGGUGGACAAACUGUUAUAAAACGCCUGAAGAAUGGAGAGGAACUGAAAGGUAUAUUUAUCAAACAAGUUUUAGAAGACAGUCCAGCGGGAAAAACAAAUGCUCUUAAAACAGGAGAUAAAAUACUCGAGGUGUCUGGAGUAGAUUUGCAGAAUGCCUCUCACAGAGAAGCAGUUGAGGCCAUUAAGAAUGCAGGAAAUCCUGUGGUAUUCGUUGUUCAGAGCUUGUCAUCCACUCCAAGAGUCCUUCCUAGUGUGCAUAACAAGGCUAACAAAAUCGCUAAUAACCAGGACCAAAACACCGAAGAGAAAAAGGAAAAGAGACAAGGAACUGCUCCCCCUCCAAUGAAAUUGCCACCUCCUUAUAAAGCUCCAUCUGAUGAUAGUGACGAAAAUGAGGAAGAAUAUGCAUUUACCAACAAAAAAAUCAGGCAAAGAUAUGCAGACCUGCCUGGAGAAUUGCACAUUAUUGAGCUUGAAAAGGAUAAGAAUGGACUUGGACUCAGCCUUGCUGGUAAUAAGGACCGGUCACGCAUGAGCAUAUUCGUGGUGGGAAUUAACCCCGAAGGGCCUGCUGCCCUGGACGGGCGAAUGCGUAUUGGAGAUGAACUGUUGGAGAUAAAUAAUCAGAUCCUGUAUGGAAGAAGUCACCAAAAUGCAUCUGCCAUUAUUAAGACCGCCCCAUCAAAGGUCAAGCUGGUUUUCAUCAGAAAUGAAGAUGCAGUCAAUCAGAUGGCUGUUGUUCCCUUUCCAGUACCAUCAAGCUCCCCGUCUUCUGUUGAGGAUCAAAGUGGUACGGAACCUGUUAGCAGUGAGGAUGAUGGCAGUCUCGAAGUUGGUAUUAAACAAUUGCCUGAAAAUGAAAGCUCCAAACUGGCUGUCAGCCAGAUGAAACAGCAGCAAAAAUAUUCAACAAAAGUCUCCUUCAGUUCACAAGAGAUCCCUUUAGCACCAUCGUACCACUCAAUGGAUGCGGAUUUCACAAACUAUGGUGGUUUCCAGGCCCCUCUGUCAGUGGACCCUGCCACGUGUCCCAUUGUUCCUGGCCAGGAGAUGAUUAUAGAAAUAUCCAAGGGACGUUCAGGUCUUGGUCUCAGCAUUGUGGGAGGAAAAGACACACCUUUGGACGCUAUAGUUAUACACGAAGUCUACGAAGAAGGAGCAGCAGCCAGAGAUGGAAGACUUUGGGCUGGUGACCAGAUAUUAGAGGUUAAUGGGAUUGACCUGAGGAGCGCUGGCCACGAAGAAGCCAUCACAGCCCUGAGGCAGACCCCCCAGAAGGUACGACUGGUGGUGUAUAGAGAUGAAGCACACUACAGGGAUGAGGAGAACUUGGAGAUUUUCCCGGUGGAUCUGCAGAAAAAGGCUGGCCGAGGACUGGGUCUGAGCAUCGUUGGGAAACGAAAUGGAAAUGGAGUGUUUAUUUCUGACAUCGUCAAAGGUGGAGCUGCAGACCUGGACAGGAGACUGAUUCAGGGAGAUCAGAUCUUAUCUGUGAACGGGGAGGACAUGAGAAAUGCCUCACAGGAGACGGUGGCCACUAUCCUCAAGUGUGCACAGGGCCUGGUGCAGCUAGAGAUUGGAAGACUCCGAGCUGGUUCCUGGACCUCCUCGAGGAAGACCUCACAGAAUAGUCAGGGAAGCCAACACAGCACCCACAGCAGCUUCCAUCCCUCCCUGGCUCCUGUCAUCACCAGCCUGCAAAACCUGGUCGGCACAAAAAGAGCUCCAGAUCCUUCCCCCAAAAGUUCAGGCACAGAUAUGGGACCAAGGACUGUUGAGAUCGUCAGGGAGCUCAGCGAUGCCCUUGGAAUCAGUAUUGCUGGAGGAAAAGGAAGUCCCUUAGGAGAUAUCCCCAUAUUUAUUGCCAUGAUUCAGGCCAGUGGUGUGGCUGCACGUACUCAGAAGCUUAAGGUUGGAGAUCGGAUUGUCAGCAUUAAUGGGCAACCUUUGGAUGGGCUGUCUCACGCGGACGUGGUUAAUCUGCUAAAGAACGCCUACGGGCGUAUUAUCCUACAGGUUGUAGCAGAUACCAAUAUAAGCGCCAUAGCAACUCAGCUUGAACACAUGUCUCCAAGCUACCACCAUGGUUCUCCCACUGCUGAACACCACCCAGAAGACACAGAAACACCUCCACCUAAGAUUAUUACUUUGGAGAAAGGCUCUGAAGGAUUGGGGUUUAGUAUUGUAGGGGGUUAUGGAAGUCCCCAUGGAGACCUGCCAAUUUAUGUCAAGACUAUAUUUGCAAAGGGAGCAGCUGCAGACGACGGCCGGUUGAAGCGAGGCGAUCAAAUUUUAGCUGUUAAUGGCGAGACGCUGGAAUGUGUUACUCAUGAGCAAGCUGUGGCCAUUCUAAAACGCCAGAAAGGGACUGUAAUCUUAACUGUGCUGUCCUGAGCCUCGGGUCCUAAUCACAAGAUAGAUGCUGUAGAAUAUCCAUAGAAAGAUGAAGCUUUGAGGAUGAAAAGCAGCCUCCACUAGAAUUCAUCUUCAUUUAUCACCUCACCAUCCUUGCUCGGGCGGGAGAGAUGGCUAGAUUUCACGUGAAUUGCCCAAACCAACCAUCGACUCUUGGUGAGGUGAAUUUCUAGAACUGAACGAGUCUUACCUGAUUUGCAUCUCACGUCCAUGUUUAGCCACUAGUAGUAACUGGUUCUGAUUAUCUCUGCUGAACCCGAAGUUAACCACCUCUCAUUCCUGUGCCCUUCUCUGCCCAUCCCCACUCACUCAGAGGCUUAACAGCAAGCUCACAUGUUUUCUCACGAACAGACACAAAUGUUAACCAACUUGUCAUCUCACUCGUGAUUUACUCAUGCUAAUUGUCUCUUCAAGUAUGCCAGAAAACAUUAGGAGUGUAAUUAACUUACCCCUGCUCCCCAUGAUGAAACACCCUGUUCUCCUAUGGGAAAUUAUUGUGCUCUUUUCUGCACGACUUAGAGUCAGAUAAGUCUCAAAUUUGUUUCUCUGGGUAGAUCUUUAUAAGCUAGUCAUUGAUGAUUAUGAUGAGUCAAUUUGCAGACUGUAAUCUGAAAAUUCUGGAAGACUUUCUGAUUGUUUUCUUGGCUACAUAAAUGUGUACCACUGAGCAAACGCACCUUAUUCUCCACAGGAACAAUUAGCAUCAACGUUCUGAAUUCUAACCAUGCUAGGUUAUAUUCAAGUCCAGGAAGUUCAGCUGAAGUUAAUGGCAUCUCAGCAGGCAGGCAUCACUGCCUCUCUUCAGUCUUCAGACAAGGAGAUAGAAGCCCCAGAACCAGUCUGCAGAGAUCAGUAAGUUUUCCCUCAGGUUAGACCAGGU
Enhydra lutris kenyoni (northern sea otter) is the source of this 6573-nucleotide messenger RNA. RefSeq names its product PATJ, crumbs cell polarity complex component (gene PATJ). The record is from RefSeq and is a predicted model, not a curated record. The transcript is spliced from 43 exons. Bases 156 to 5672 code for a protein of 1838 amino acids. NCBI's taxonomy places the organism in Eukaryota, Metazoa, Chordata, Mammalia, Carnivora, Mustelidae. Gene Ontology annotation, molecular function: protein binding.